Lepus europaeus (European hare) is the source of this 2444-nucleotide messenger RNA. It is a transcript of the gene SGK1, whose product is annotated as serum/glucocorticoid regulated kinase 1. Gene Ontology annotation, molecular function: protein serine/threonine kinase activity; ATP binding. Lineage: Eukaryota; Metazoa; Chordata; Mammalia; Lagomorpha; Leporidae. The transcript has 12 exons. Gene Ontology annotation, biological process: protein phosphorylation. The coding region runs from base 86 to 1423 and encodes 445 amino acids. The record is from RefSeq and is a predicted model, not a curated record.
GAAAUCUUGCCCGGCCUGAGUCACGGCGGCUCCUUCAAGGAAACGUCAGUGCUCUCCGGUCGCUGUCGCCCGCCGCCCGCCGCCCAUGGGGGAGAUGCAGGGAGCGCUGGCCCGGGCCCGGCUCGAGUCCUUGCUCCGGCCCCGCCACAAAAAGAGGGCCGAGGCGCAGAAAAGGAGCGAGUCCUUCCUGCUGAGCGGACUGGCGUUCAUGAAGCAGAGGAGGAUGGGCCUGAACGACUUCAUUCAGAAGAUCGCCAAUAAUUCCUAUGCGUGCAAGCACACUGAAGUUCAGUCCAUUUUGAAAAUCUCCCAACCUCAGGAGCCCGAGCUUAUGAACGCCAACCCUUCGCCUCCGCCAAGUCCAUCUCAACAAAUCAACCUUGGCCCAUCAUCAAACCCUCAUGCUAAACCAUCAGACUUUCACUUCCUAAAAGUGAUUGGAAAAGGCAGUUUUGGAAAGGUUCUACUAGCGAGACACAAAGCAGAGGAAGCCUUCUACGCAGUCAAAGUGCUGCAGAAAAAAGCAAUCCUGAAAAAGAAGGAGGAGAAGCAUAUUAUGUCUGAGCGGAACGUGCUGCUGAAGAAUGUGAAACACCCUUUCCUGGUGGGCCUGCACUUCUCCUUCCAGACGGCCGACAAGCUGUACUUUGUCCUAGACUACAUUAACGGUGGAGAGUUGUUCUACCAUCUCCAGAGGGAGCGCUGCUUCCUGGAACCACGGGCUCGUUUCUAUGCUGCUGAGAUAGCCAGUGCCUUGGGUUACCUGCACUCUCUGAACAUCGUUUAUAGAGACUUGAAGCCGGAGAAUAUUCUACUAGAUUCACAGGGACACAUCGUCCUGACUGACUUUGGGCUGUGCAAGGAGAACAUUGAACACAACGGCACGACGUCCACCUUCUGCGGCACACCCGAGUAUCUUGCACCUGAGGUGCUUCAUAAGCAGCCUUAUGACAGGACGGUGGACUGGUGGUGCCUGGGGGCCGUCUUGUAUGAGAUGCUGUAUGGCCUGCCUCCUUUUUAUAGCCGAAACACGGCUGAAAUGUAUGACAACAUUCUGAACAAGCCUCUCCAGCUGAAACCAAAUAUAACAAAUUCUGCAAGACACCUCCUGGAGGGCCUCCUGCAGAAGGACAGGACAAAGAGACUCGGGGCCAAGGAUGACUUUAUGGAGAUUAAGAAUCACGUCUUCUUCUCUCUAAUUAACUGGGACGAUCUCAUUAAUAAGAAGAUUACGCCUCCUUUUAACCCAAAUGUAAGUGGCCCCAGCGACCUGCGGCACUUUGACCCUGAGUUUACCGAAGAGCCUGUCCCCAGCUCCAUCGGCAGGUCCCCUGACAGCAUCCUCAUCACAGCCAGCGUCAAGGAAGCGGCCGAGGCCUUCCUCGGCUUCUCCUACGCACCACCCAUGGACUCCUUCCUCUGAACAGUCUGAGGGUCGGUUUUGAAGGAUUGCCUGUGCGUCUUUUAAAUAUUUUAGUUAGCCUUUCGGCGGAGCUGCCAGCUGCCAGGCCAUCUCGGAAGAGAAUCUGCACCUCCUCUGGAAGCUUGGCAAUCUUGCACACUGCUUGCUGGACGCUUUUCGAAGAGCACAUUCUCCUCCUAGUGAGCUCGUGAGGUUUUUCCUUUCUCUUCUUCCUUCCAAUGUGGUGCUAUCUCUGAAAUGAGCACGAGAGGGCCGCCUUAGAGGCCAGAGCCUUGUCAGGAGGAGGAGGGCCCUGCUCCGAGAAGGAUCUUCCACCGCUCGGUCUGGGCUGUGAUGACGAAUACUAUGAAAUGUGCCUUUUCUGAUGAGAUCGUGUUAGCUCCAAAGCUUUUCCUACCGCAGAGCGUUUCCGUUCUUUGUUUUCCCUCGUGGAUCUCCCGUGUGAAGAGUGGUGUGAGUGUGGUGUGCUUGAUCCCAGAUGGAUUUUGUUAUAAGCAUCAAUGUGACACUUGCAGGACACUACAAUGUGGGACAUUGUUUGUUUCUUCCAUAUUUGGAAGAUAAAUUUAUGUGUAGACUGUUCUUUUUGUAAGAUAUAGUUAAUAACUAAAAUUUCUUGAAAUGGUCUUGCAAUGACUUGUAUCCAGAUGCUUAAAGAAAGCAUUGCUGCUACAAAUAUUUCUAUUUUUAGAAAGGGUUUUUAUGGACCAAUGCCCCAGUUGUCGGUCAAAGCCGUUGGUGUUUUCAUUGUUUAAAAUGUCACCUGUAAAAUGGGCAUUAUUUAUGUUGUGUUUUUUUUUUUUUUGCAUUCCUGAUAAUUGUAUGUAUUGUAUAAAGAAAGUCUGUACAUUGGGUUAUAACACUAGUAUAUUUAAACUUACAGGCUUAUUUGUAAUGUAAACCACCAUUUUAAUGUACUGUAAUUAACAUGGUUAUAAUAUGUACAAACCUCCUCUCCUCCACACAACUUUUCUUGUGUGUGAUAAACCAAUUUUGGUUUGCAAUAAAACCUUGAAAAAUA